AUGGCUUUUUUAAGUAAUGACAAUAAAGACAUUGCUCAGCCGAUGGAACUUUCUUUUUUUGCAUCACCAACAAAUCAAGUAGCAGUGGAAAAAGUCUACUUUACGGAAGCAAGACCAAUAUCUAGCAUAGGGGUGGCUGAUACCCCAAUCGAGAUUGUAGUCUCUGGUUCUGGAGCUGAAUAUAUCGAUUUAAAAAGACGUAAAUUAUACGUGAAAGCCCGGAUUUUAAAAGCAGACGGUAAUGCCUUAGCAGCAAAUGAAAAAACAGGAAUCAUAAACUUGCCUUUGCAAAGUAUGUUUUCUCAGAUGGAUGUUUAUUUAAACAACAAAUUGGUCUCUUUCAAUACCAACAACUAUCCUUGGAAGGCUUAUUUGAAAACUGUUCUGUUCAGUGGAGAAGAAGAAUUAUCCUCACAGAAGCAAUCAGAGUUAUAUUUUAAAGAUGAGGGAAAUCUUGCAGACCCAAAUGCUUACAAUGGAAGGAAUUCCGGGCUAGUAUUGCGGUAUGGCUAUACACAACAGAGUCGUGUUUUUGAGCUUGAGGGAAACUUAAUGGAGGACAUAUUUGAUAUAGAUAAAUACCUGAUCAAUGGAGUAGAUAUCUAUAUCAAACUAUUUAGAUCCAGUGCCCCCUUUUUAAUUAUGUCUGAUGCCACCACUCCGGCAUACAAACUCGAAUUACUUGACGUUGUGUAUAAAGUAGCCAAAGUACGAGUAGAUCCAGGCGUUCUACUAAACCACAGUACACAGUUGGAGUCAACCCCUGUAAAAUACAUUAUUUCCAGAAAUGAACUAAAAAUGAACACUAUUCCUAAAGGAUCUACUGAGUUUUACUGGGACAAUAUAUUUCCACAGGCAGUACCUUAUCGUAUCGUUAUAGGUCUGAUUGACCAAAAAGCUGUAAACGGUGAUUAUACAGCCAAUCCCUUCAAUUUUGAGCAUUUUAACGUAUCCGAUGUCGGAGUAUACGUAAACGGCGAAAGCGUGCCAGGACGACCUUUAAAGACAGAUUUCACAGCGGGACAUUUUUUGUCGGCCUAUACCCGAUUAUUUGAAGCAUCGGGAAAGUGGAAUAAGGAUGCAGGGCUGGUUAUAAGUCGGGAGAACUUUAAGGCCGGGUAUUCUCUUUUUGUUUUUACUAUUGAUCCAUGUGGAUUUGGUGAAGAAUAUUUAAACCUAAUUCGACGAGGAAACACCAGACUUGAACUGAAAUUCAAACAAGCAACAACUAAAGCUGCCAAUGUGUUGGUAUUAGCAACAUUUUCAUCUCUGCUAGAAGUUGACAAAUCACGUGAAAUCAACUAUAUCCAGCCAUGA
Messenger RNA from Saccostrea echinata, 1317 nucleotides. RefSeq lists its product as uncharacterized. Gene Ontology annotation, biological process: deoxyribonucleotide biosynthetic process. The transcript has a single exon. Gene Ontology annotation, cellular component: cytosol. Bases 1 to 1317 code for a protein of 438 amino acids. The record is from RefSeq and is a predicted model, not a curated record. Lineage: Eukaryota; Metazoa; Mollusca; Bivalvia; Ostreida; Ostreidae. Gene Ontology annotation, molecular function: ribonucleoside-diphosphate reductase activity, thioredoxin disulfide as acceptor.